AUGAACAAAUAUCGAGCUGGAUUUAACGAAUGCGCGGGAGAAGUCGCGCGUUAUAUGGACUCAUCCACGGGGGUGGACCUGUCCGUCAAAAACCGAGUUCUCAACCAUCUCGCCAACUGUGUUAACCACGUGACGCCCAACACCCAAUCAGCGCAGGUCCACCCAGCGCUCAUUCAGCCUCUGCACGUGCAGAUGCCGCCAACCAAUCAGCUUGGCGUAUCGGCGUUUUCCAUCACGUGUGCCCCAACGUGGAAUGUGAUUGGUUCUAACAACAUCACCAACAUCACCAUGUCGGGGAACGCCCAACAGAACAUACGUCCUUCACCUUCCCCUGCGUUUUCAACCAAAAUGGAAUAUUCCACUGUAAACAGGAUACCGGAUGCGGAAGCGAGACCGCCGAGACUACAGUGUAUUGUGUCUCCCUUGGAUACCACGUGUGACGUCAAAGGGGAUUCCUCGGGGAGCGAUGAUGUGGAAAACUGCAGUAGCCUUGAUCUGUCCGUUAAGAAUCACUGUGAUAGACAAAGUCCAAAAGAUAUUUCAGAACCGGUGGUCGAUGUGCCGGUUAAACAGGAACACAGACCCGAGUGUAUACCGGAACUUAGGGUGCCUACGCCGCAGGUUCAAGGUCCUGCGCAUGCGUAUAAUGAUACUAUGUGGAGGCCAUGGUAG
This is a messenger RNA of Gigantopelta aegis, 672 nucleotides long. Its product is annotated as transcription factor HES-1-like. Lineage: Eukaryota; Metazoa; Mollusca; Gastropoda; Neomphalida; Peltospiridae. Gene Ontology annotation, biological process: regulation of neurogenesis; anterior/posterior pattern specification; regulation of transcription by RNA polymerase II. Gene Ontology annotation, cellular component: nucleus. The transcript has a single exon. Gene Ontology annotation, molecular function: DNA-binding transcription factor activity, RNA polymerase II-specific; RNA polymerase II cis-regulatory region sequence-specific DNA binding. The record is from RefSeq and is a predicted model, not a curated record. The coding region runs from base 1 to 672 and encodes 223 amino acids.